This is a messenger RNA of Oncorhynchus mykiss (rainbow trout), 6374 nucleotides long. NCBI's taxonomy places the organism in Eukaryota, Metazoa, Chordata, Actinopteri, Salmoniformes, Salmonidae. The record is from RefSeq and is a predicted model, not a curated record.
UCUCUGCUCUCAGCUGAUGCACAGCACAGCACAGACAGCAGACCAACCCUGCCUGCAGUUUCUUUUCUCUGCUCUGUUUUUCCUUCUCUCCAUUCAUCCUCCUCUCCUCCGGGGCCCGGCGUCUAAUCUGAAGUCUGCAGUCGGAGGCUGAGGCUGUUUCCUGUCAGUGCAGAGCGCCAGUCAGUGAGCCCAGACAGCGAGCCAGGAUAUACAUCUCUCUCUCUCCCUCCUCUCUCCUGACCAGACAGGGAGGAAAUCAGCAGGACCAACAAGGAGUAGGGAAGUUGUUCCUGGGCUGUGGCUGUGUGGACUAGAGGGGGUAUUAGUAAGAGGCCUAUAGAAGAGGGGUGACCUAGAGGAUUAUCGAGAGAGAGACUCUCUAGAAGCAUCACUGAACCCCCCCUCCACACCGGCAAUACCUCCCCCCCACACCGACGACGUCACCUUCUCCUCCUCAUUGUUAUAAGAGCAGACAGGCCAGCGUGGAGCCUGGCAAAGACUGGAGAAUCAGCAUGUCGUCUCAGACUACUAGGAGGAAUGUAUACACCCGGACCACCAGUAGUGGCAGCAGCAGGAUGAGUUCAGACGGGGGUGGCCGGCCGGCCAAGGUGGGUUCCCGGGUGGAGGUGAUUGGGAAGGGGCACCGCGGAACAGUGGCAUAUAUCGGUGCAACGCUCUUCUCCACAGGGAAGUGGGUGGGAGUGAUCCUCGACGAGUCGAAGGGGAAGAACGAUGGCACAGUCCAGGGGAAGAGAUACUUCACCUGCCAUGAGAACCAUGGCAUCUUCGUACGGCAGUCACAGAUCCAACUGGUUGAUGAUGGAGCAGACACCACCUCUCCUGAUACCCCAGAACCGGCCUCCAACAAGGUCCCCAAACACGAGAUCCUGGAGACACUCAAGUCCACUAAACUGCAGCGAGGACCCAAGCCCAAAAAGGUGGUGCACGCUUCUCGAACCUCCUCGACUCCUGCCCCCAGGAAGACUACGGCCAGAAGGCCCAAGCCCAGCCGUCCUGCGGGAACCGGAGCCUCCAAGGCGGGGCCCUCUGGGUCUGUGUCUGCCUCGGCUGGAGAGAUGAGCAGCAGCGAGCCUUCCACCCCGGCACAGACCCCCCUGGGGGCCCCCAUCAUCCCAUCACCCGGGGGGCUCCUCUCCCCUUCAGCCCCCCCACCUCCACUCCCCAGCAAGGAGGAGGAGUCUCUGCGAGGUCAGGUGAAGGAUCUGGAGGAAAAGUUAGAGACUCUGAGGAUGAAGAGGACGGAGGACAAGGUCAAGCUGAAGGAGCUGGAGAAACAUAAGAUCCAGCUGGAGCAGCUCCAGGAGUGGAAGACCAAGAUGCAGGAGCAGCAGAACGACCUGACAAAACAACUCAAAGAGGCCAAGAAGGAGGCGAAGGAGGCCCAGGAGGCGAAGGAGCACUACAUGGAGGAGAUGGCGGACACGGCUGACGCUAUAGAGAUGGCCACGCUGGACAAGGAGAUGGCUGAGGAGCGGGCAGAGUCCCUGCAGCAGGAGGUGGAGUCUCUGAAGGAGAAACUGGAAGAGCUCGUCAUGGACCUGGAGAUCCUCAAACACGAGAUAGAGGAGAAAGGUUCAGAUGGCGCUGCUUCCAGUUACCAUGUGAAACAGCUGGAGGAGCAGAACGGCAGGCUGAAGGAAGCUCUCGUCAGGAUGCGUGACCUGUCUGUGUCAGAGAAGCAGGAACAUGUGAAGCUCCAGAAGCAGACAGAGAGGAAGAGCACAGAGCUGGACACACUGAGGACUCAGAGAGAGAAACUCCAGGAGGAGAUGAAACUGGCCGAGAGGACCAUCGAUGAACUCAAAGAACAGGUGGAUGGGGCACUAGGAGCUGAGGAGAUGGUGGAGACUCUGACAGAGAGGAAUCUAGACCUGGAGGAGAAAGUCAGAGAACUGAGAGAGACAGUCGUUGAUCUGGAAGCCAUCAACGAAAUGAAUGAUGAACUUCAGGAGAACGCCAGAGAGACGGAGCUGGAGCUCAGAGAGAUGCUGGAUCUGGGCGGAGGCAGGGUCAGGGAGGCGGAGAAACGGGUGGAAGCUGCUCAGGAGACCGUAGCUGACUAUCAACAGACCAUCAAGAAGUACCGUGAGCUGACCGCUCACCUGCAGGAAGUGAACAGAGAGCUGACCAGCCAGCAGGAAGCCACAGCUGAGCAGCAGCAGCAGCCUCCAGCUGAGAUGUUUGACUUCAAGAUCAAGUUUGCUGAGACUAAGGCCUAUGCCAAGGCCAUAGAGAUGGAGCUGAGGAAGAUGGAAGUGGGCCAGGCCAACAGACAGGUGUCUCUCCUCACAUCCUUCAUGCCCGACUCCUUCCUGCGUCAUGGAGGAGACCACGACUGUAUCCUGGUGCUUCUGCUCAUACCAAGACUAAUCUUCAAGGCGGAGCUGAUCAGUAAGCAGGCCCAGGAGAAGUUUGAUCUGAAUGACAACUGUGUGGAGAGGAGCGGGAUGAGAGGAGCGGCUGGAGAACAGCUGAGUUUUGCUGCAGGACUCGUCUACUCUCUCAGUCUGCUACAGGCUACACUACAUAAAUACGAACAAGCGCUGAACCAAUGCAGCGUGGAGGUAUAUCAGAAGAUCGGGACGCUCUACCCGGAGAUGGGCGUUCACGAGCGUUCCCUGGACUUCCUGAUUGACCUGCUACACAAAGACCAGCUGGAUGAGACGGUGCACGUGGCGCCGCUCACCAAGGCCAUCAAAUACUACCAGCACCUGUACAGUAUCCACCUGGCAGAGCAGACAGAAGACUGCACCAUGCAUCUGGCUGAUCACAUCAGGUUUACCCAGAGUGCGUUGGACUGUAUGUGUGUGGAGGUUGGUCGUCUGCGUGCGUUCCUACACACAGGGCAGGAGAAGACGGACCUGGCCGUGCUGCUGAAGGAUCUAGAGACUUCCUGUUCUGACAUCAGACAGUUCUGUAAGAAGAUCCGCCGACGCAUGCCUGGUACGGACGUACCUGGGAUACCUGCUGCACUCACCUUCUUACAGCAGGUGGCAGAUAUUCUGCUGGACUGCAGGAAACACCUGACCUGGGUGGUGGCUGUGCUGCAGGAGGUGGCGGCUGCAGGGGCGCAGAUGGUUGCCCAUCUAGGGGAGCAGGAGGGACUCUCCGCACUCAAACUAGAGGACGUGGCCUUUAAGGCUGGAGAGCAGAUCUAUGGAACUCAAGGUUCUAACCCCUAUGGGUGCCUGCGCCAGUCCUGCUGCAUCGUCAUAGCAACCAUGAACAAGAUGGCCACCGCCAUGCAGGAGGGAGAGUACGAUGCAGAUAGACCCCAGAUCACGACACUUCCUCCGGUGGAGCUGCGUGCCACAGCCCUCAGAGCGGAGAUCACAGACGCAGAAGGACUGGGCAUGAAGCUGGAGGACAGAGACACAGUCAUCAAGGAGCUCAAGAAGUCACUCAAGUUCAAGGGAGAGGAGCUGAGUGAGGCUAGCGUUCGGCUCAGUCUGUUGGAGAAGAAACUCGACAGUUCAUCUAGAGACGCAGACGAGCGCGUAGAGAAGAUCCAAACUCAACUAGACGAGACUCAGACUCUGCUCAAGAAGAAAGAGAAGGAGUUUGAGGAGACCAUGGACGCGCUGCAGGCUGAUAUCGACCAAUUGGAGUCGGAGAAGGCGGAUCUGAAGCAGCGUCUGAACAGCCAAUCAAAGAUGACCAUGGACGGGCUGAGAGGAGCACCAGCGUCGGGAAUCGCCUCCAUUGUCACGGGGAUGGCAGGAGAAGAACAGAAAGCGACUAUGGCCAGUAUGGGUCCCAGUAUGGGUCCCAGUAUGGGUCCUGGGUCGGGGGUCCCGGUGAUAGACUCUCCUCUCCUGACGCAGCAGAUUGAGGCUCAGAGACACAGCAUCAAACACCUGAAGAAUGAGAACAACAGACUCAAGGCUGAGAAGAUGCGUGCCCAGCUGUCCUCCCUACCACCUCUCCAUGUCUCCAAGCUCCCCACUAGAGACGGCUCUCACCCAGAGGUGCUCUCUAGCGCCCUCUAUCGCAAGACUGACCAAUUACUGGACACGUUACUGCAGAUGAGUGCCAACGUCAAAGUGGUGGACAUCACUGGCAAAUCCCCAGUAACUCCUAGUGCCCAGCUGCUGGAACACACAGCCAGACUCCAGUCCCUUAGCAACACUCUGGACAGACUGAAGGAUGAGGUAUCAGAACAUGUGGUGACCCAGAGACCUGGAGCUAGAGCCUUGUCUGACUUUGCCACGUUCCCCUGCUCCUCCUUCGUCAAGGUCCAGGAGGAGAAGAGGGGGGACAUGGUGCUGGUGGGGAAGGUGAUGAUGCCGUGUUCCCGUGGUCAGGAGCAGGUCCACCGUCUCGUCCUAUCACAGCCUCAGCUCCAAAGAGUGCACCGCCUCCUGCUGACAUAGGCUCCACCCACAACCCGCCCUGCUGACAUAGGCUCCACCUUCAACCUGCCCUGUUGCUCCUUCCCAUCUGUCUGUCUGAGUUUUUCUUUAGGCCAAAGCAUUGGGUUUGUGUUCGUACGCAGACGGUGCUUGACUUGGGCCGUGAGCUCACUGAACUGAGCGCCAGAACCUUAAUUUCCUCUAUUGCCUGAGUUCCAUUCUGCCGUUAUUGCAAAGUUCUGGCACCUGGAUAUAAACGGUAGCAGCACCUAAAAUAACUACCAGCGUCAAGUCAAGCCCCGUUCAUACGUACAGUUAGAGUAUAAAUACGCUCACUUCCUCUAGAUCGCUAGUUCACUUCCUCUGUAGAUCAUACGCUCACUUCCUCUAGAUCGCUCGUUCACUUCCUCUGUAGAUCAUACGCUCACUUCCUCUAGAUCUCUAGUUCACUUCCUCUGUAGAUCAUACGCUCACUUCCUCUAGAUCGCUCGUUCACUUCCUCUGUAGAUCAUACGCUCACUUCCUCUAGAUCUCUCGUUCACUUCCUCUGUAGAUCAUUUGGUAGAGCAUAGGGCCUGUAAUGGCAGGAUAGUGGGUUUGAUUCCUACGACCACCUAUACACAAAAAUGUAUUCACGCAUGGCUGUCAGACACUUUGGAUAAAAGCAUCUGCCAAAUUAUAUUACGUAAACACACACUACUAACCAGUCUGCUGAGGGUGAUGCUCCCUGCUACACUACUAACCAGUCUGCUGAGGGUGAUGCUCCCUGCUACACUACUAACCAGUCUGCUGAGGGUGAUGCUCCCUGCUACACUACUAACCAGUCUGCUGAGGGUGAUGCUCCCUGCUACACUACUAACCAGUCUGCUGAGGGUGAUGCUCCCUGCUACACUACUAACCAGUCUGCUGAGGGUGAUGCUCCCUGCUACACUACUAACCUGUCUGCUGAGGGUGAUGCUCCCUGCUACACUACUAACCAGUCUGCUGAGGGUGAUGCUGCCUGCUACACUACUAACCAGUCUGCUGAGGGUGAUGCUCCCUGCUACACUACUAACCAGUCUGCUGAGGGUGAUGCUGCCUGCUACACUACUAACCAGUCUGCUGAGGGUGAUGCUCCCUGCUACACUACUAACCAGUCUGCUGAGGGUGAUGCUGCCUGCUACACUACUAACCUGUCUGCUGAGGGUGAUGCUCCCUGCUACACUACUAACCAGUCUGCUGAGGGUGAUGCUGCCUGCUACACUACUAACCAGUCUGCUGAGGGUGAUGCUGCCUGCUACACUACUAACCAGUCUGCUGAGGGUGAUGCUCCCUGCUACACUACUAACCAGUCUGCUGAGGGUGAUGCUCCCUGCUACACUACUAACCAGUCUGCUGAGGGUGAUGCUCCCUGCUACACUACUAACCAGUCUGCUGAGGGUGAUGCUGCCUGCUACCCAUCUUACUGUCUGUCUGUCGACGGUGAUGCUGCCUACUACCCAUCUUACUGUCUGUCUGCCGAGGGUGAUGCUGCCUGCUACCCAUCUUACUGUCUGUCUGCCGAGGGUGAUGCUGCCUGCUACCCAUCUUACUGUCUGUCUGCCGAGGGUGAUGCUGCCUGCUACCCAUCUUACUGUCUGUCUGCCUGCUACCCAUCUUACUGUUUCAUUAUUUAUUUAAGAUGGUCAAUGCACAUUAGGCCCUAUUUAGACUUGACAUAAGUUGACUUUAACAUGGACUUAAAUCAACAAUAUUUGUACUUGGGUCCAUGUUUUAUAUCCAUGUUGAGUCUAUUUACCUCAGGUCUGAAUCAGACCCAUUAUAGUCUCCAGGUCCAACAUCAAUGUAAAAGUGACUGAGUUAUUUUUCCGUCCGUUGUCCCGUAGUUCACGACGGUGUCGUUGUACAUACAACUAUUCCUUUUACCCUUAACUAUCUACAGCAGGGGUGUCAAACUCCCUUUUCCCAGAGGGCCGUAUUCGGUCUUCACUGAGCGCCGCAGCCCCCCCCCCCCCCCCCCCC